Parastagonospora nodorum SN15 is the source of this 1356-nucleotide messenger RNA. RefSeq lists its product as hypothetical. Bases 1 to 1356 code for a protein of 451 amino acids. The record is from RefSeq and is a predicted model, not a curated record. Lineage: Eukaryota; Fungi; Ascomycota; Dothideomycetes; Pleosporales; Phaeosphaeriaceae. The transcript has a single exon. Gene Ontology annotation, molecular function: sarcosine oxidase activity; flavin adenine dinucleotide binding; saccharopine oxidase activity.
AUGGCACCGAGCAACGACGAACCAACUGUGCUGAUUGUUGGUGCUGGCACCUUCGGCACUUCCACGGCGUAUCAUUUGAGCCACCAGUACAAGGAUCCAUCGCGCAUCACGAUCAUAGAUCGCUGGGAGCCGAUGGCACCACUUGCUGAGAAGCAGGCUGCGGCCAUUGACACGAAUCGCAUCAUACGUACAGACUAUGAGUCGCCAAUGUACUGCAACCUUGCCAACGAAGCCAUACAUCCAUGGUUUUGGAACAUGGCGGUCCAAGGCCACUUCCAUAAAACGGGAUGGACCGUCCUCGACAAGAAAGAGGGAGACUUUGGCGACAAGGUGCGCAAGACGUUCCUGGAAAGAGGCGGAGAUUAUACCAGGGACGUCAGCGUGGAUGAGUUGACGAAGUACGAUGUUCUCAAGGAUCUUUGCAGUGGUGCUGAGAUGGGCAAGGGAUAUUUCAACCCCGAAGCUGGCUGGUGUGAUGCGGAACGCGCGACGAUGAGCUUUCUCAGAGUUGCGACCGACAAAGGCGUACAGCGCGUGACUUGCGAAGUAACGGAACUCACUCUAGAUACCUCCCAAGGUCGAGUGACGGGCGUGCGCACAUCAUCUGGAGAGGCGUACACCGCCGACAAGAUUGUUCUUGCAAUGGGCGCCUGGACAAGCGCGUUGCUCUCGCCCAUCGAAGACGCUUUACAGCUCCCAGAGCAGGAUUGCAUCGAGCGUCAGAUCACCGCGGUAGGACGGUUGUCCGCGUAUUACACCCUUAGCGAGUCGGAAACGCAGAGCAUCAUGGACUCCAAGAUGCCUGUCGUAGUCAUUGGCGGGCAGGUGGACAUCAUCCCGCCGAGCCAGCUGAAGCGCACUCUGAAGAUCAACGACUUACAAACUGAGGUCGUUCAUUCAACCACGACACGCUCGGGAAAGAAGAUCACCGUCCCACCUCGCAUGGUCCAGGCGCAUGUACCUGAAGGGUUGAAGAAGGAGAGCGCAGAAGUGAUGCGCAAAGCAAUGCCGCAUUUCACGUCCACCCACACUCCCUCGCGAUGGCGCAUCUGCUUCGAUGCCGUCACGCCGACUGAAGACUGGCUUCUGUGCCGCCAUCCGCACGAGUCUCUCGACAACGUGACUAUUGCGACGGGUGGAAGCUUUCAUUCAUACAAGUUCCUGCCCGUCGCAGGGAAGUAUGUAGCGAAAGUGCUCCAAGGCGAAAGCUGCGGCGAAGAGAGGGAUCGCGCGUGGAAAUGGAAGACCGAAGCUGAGAGAAUAACUGGGGGCGGGCUGGAGUUUGGAAAAAGCGGAAGCAAGAGAGUAGACCUAAGAAAAGAGCUGCUUCUCAACGAUAGCAGAUCGAAACUUUAG